AUGCAGACUGCUUCUACAAACAUUUGUGAAAGACUGUGCAAUAAGUCCAUUCAUGAAAUUUCCUUGCUACUAAUAAUUCUACGGUCAACUGUUAGUGGUAUUAUAACAAAGUGUAAGCAACAGGGAGCAGCAGUAACUCAGCCACAAAGUGGUAGGCCAAGUAAAAUGAAACUGUCUGCAGAGUCAAUAGCUAAAGACCACCAAACUUCGUGUGGCCUUCAGAUUAGCACAACAGUGCAUAGUGAGCUUCAUGGAAUGGGUUUCCAUGGCUGAGCAGCAG
Messenger RNA from Staurois parvus, 280 nucleotides. The record is from the annotation of a GenBank genome assembly. NCBI's taxonomy places the organism in Eukaryota, Metazoa, Chordata, Amphibia, Anura, Ranidae.